Molecule: messenger RNA, 816 nt
Organism: Diaporthe citri
Lineage: Eukaryota; Fungi; Ascomycota; Sordariomycetes; Diaporthales; Diaporthaceae
Exons: 1
Coding region: 1-816 (271 amino acids)
Biological process (GO): mitochondrial translational initiation; translation
Cellular component (GO): mitochondrial small ribosomal subunit; ribosome
Molecular function (GO): structural constituent of ribosome
Source: RefSeq, a predicted model, not a curated record
AUGGAGCUCCGACCAAUACAGACAGCCCUCCUCGCAGGCCGAUCUGCCUCGCGACGGGCCACCACGGCCCUAUCACCGCUCUCAUACCCAUCCAUACCCUCCUUCUACCGAUUCUUCUCAUCGACCAGGCCGUCCCUCUCAGAGGCAGAAGCGACAGCACCUGCCCCCCCUCCUUCAAUGCAGGAGUGGCAUCAGCAGCAACAGCAAAACCGACAAUCGGAGCAACCGCAGCCGCGAACAUGGGGGAACCCAUCUAGCACUAACAGCCCAAAUACCAGCUUCGGCAUGAUGUCAUCACUUCUCAAACCCAAGAACUCGACUCCAUUCCCGUCGCCGUCGUCGCCGGCGAGCCCGUCAGUCACCUCCGAUGACAUGCUCCGCACGCCGUGGUCAGCACCCAGCACGACCGGCCUGCGCCGCUCCCAGGCCAACCGGGCCGCCACCGAUGCCAACAAGCCCGGCAUCAUCGACACGCUGUCUGAAAUGCACCUGAUCGGGAGCCCGACCAGCGACGACCUGACCAACUGGCCGGGCUUGUCGCAGGAGUCCGCCUCCGAGAUCAAGUACCGGCUGCGGCCCUCGGUCGGCCGCACCGUCCACCUCGACAGCAGGGUCGACCUCGCCCGCGGGCUGAGCCUGCUCAACACCCGCGUCCGCGUCAACAAGAUCCCCCAGGACGUGGCCAAGCAGCGCUUCCACGAGCGGCCGGGCCUCAAGCGCAAGAGGCUCCGCGGCGAGCGCUGGAGGGCCCGCUUCAAGGACGGCUUCAAGGCCACCUGCAGCCGGGUGCAGGAUCUGGCCCGACAGGGGUGGUAA